GCAAGAGGGCAACGAGUGAAAGACCGGGAGAAAGGAAGAAUGAACACAGACAAGCGGACGAGGUCGGACUGAACAGAAGGGAGCUAGUUUGAUCGCGAGGGAAUUCAGCCGCCUGUAGUCCGUAUAUUUUUUAAAAAUAUUAAUAUAUUUUAUGAACUUCUGAGAACUUCCUGGCUGUCUUCACAAACACGACAAUGUGAAAGUCCGUAAUUUAUGACAAAGGCGAAAACUCCAUAUUUUCUUGUAUUAAUUGCAAGGAAAAAAAUGUAAAAAAUUUUAAAAAACUUUUUAAAUUCUAGCAACUGGAACGUAUACAUAUCAGUGCACCACCCACCUGGAUACCUGUGCACUGAGAUGGUGCAAUGUCCCGAGGAAUAUUUACCCGCGUUAAACUUUGGUGGAUGUUGGCAACUGUUGCGCUGUUUGUAAAAGUUUCUGGCGUAAAAACCCAUAGCUGUCAUGAAGUCAAAACGGCUUUUCAGAUGCGUCAGGUUGGCCCUUUGAAAUGGGUUCCUGAAACACCUGGAACAGAUGCCGACUUGCAGAUUUGUAAACACAAGGGCCCCACCUGCUGCACACGCAAGAUGGAGGAGAGCUACCAGCUGGCUGUGCAGAGAGAGACCCUGCAGAACAUUCGCUCCUACAGCUUUGAGCUCAAAUACCUCAUUGUAGGCCACAUCUCCUCCUUCCAGGAUACUUUCCAGUCUUUGGUUUCCUUCACGAUGAACCACACCAGCAAUCUGUUUGACAGCACGUACAAGGUGUUGGCUCAGGAGGCCAGCUCCCACGUGACCGAGCUCUUCACCGACCUCUCUCUUUUCAUCCAUGGUGCCAACGUCUCGGUGGAGGCAGCUGUGCAGCGUUUCUACGACAACCUCUUCCCCCUGGUGUACAGCCGGCUGGUGAACCCAGGCAUGGCGGAGCUGACGUCUGAGCUCGGUGAGUGUCUGCGUAUGACCCGCCAGGACGUCAACCCGUUUGGGCCACACCCGCGCGCCCUGGCACAGGAGCUGGCACGGGCCCUGAGGGGGAGCCGGGCGCUGAGCCAGGCCCUGGCGGUGGGCGCGGACGUGCUGAACACCACCGAGCACGCGGCACUAUCACGGGAGUGUGGUCGGGCGCUGGUGCGCAUGCAGUACUGCUCGCACUGCCGCGGGCUCACGCUCAUCAAGCCCUGCGUGGGCUACUGCCUCAACGUUAUGCGAGGCUGCUUAGCCAGCCUGUCGGAGCUGGAUCUGCCCUGGAGGCGCUACAUCUUCGGACUGGAGGACCUCACCAACUCGCUGGCCGGGGCCCAUGACCUGGAGAUGGCCCUGCUGGGCAUCCGCAACCACAUCAACGACGCCAUCCUCUACACGCAGCUGCACGGACCCCGCCUCUCCGCCAUAGUGGACAAGGUGUGCGGGCAGUUCACAGAGGUGGCACCUGCUACCACCACGUGCCCUCCCCCCGUGACAGUGACCACAGCAACCUCCGCCUCCGUCCCUGCUUCGACCACCUCGCCCCCAUCUUUCGGUCAGCCCCAGCAGGGACAACUGGCACACAUGAGAAGCUCCCUGCCUCUGAAACCUUCCAAGAAUGAUAAACCUAGAAGUCUGAAAAAAAUGUUUAGGGAGUUCAUGGGCUACAUCCAGCGCUACAAGUCGUUCUUCGCGGCGCUUCCUGAGAUGCUAUGUGAGGGGGAGAUGGUGGUGGACGACUUCUCCUGCUGGAGCGGGGAGGACGUGGUGCAGAGCUAUUUGGGUCGCGCGGUGGGAAACAGCCAUCAAGCCCAGAGGCAGAAUCCAGAGAUGAAGGUGCGAAGUCCCGACUCCACCCUGGUGGCGGUGAAAGAGAGGCUGGUGCGCUUUAACCAGGAGAUGCAGGGAAAGACCCCCCGGGAGAGGGACAGGGGAGCGUGGGUGGAGAGGGGAAGCGGAAUGCCAGAGGGCAGUGGUGACUGCGACGACGAGGACGGCUGCCAGGGCUCUGGGGACAAAGCAGACGUUCUCAGAGGGAGGGGCAGAGACUCCAGCGUUGGCGGGCCCUUGGGGAAGGCGCCUGUGUUUGUCCCGCCUCGCCGGACCCCGCCUGACGCCGCCCGGCCCAACGAUGCGGUGAAGGUCAGGGGUCAUGCCCAGGCCUCUGCUCCCAGCCUGGUGCUGUCUGCCGCCUGCCUCCUGGCGGCACUACAUUGGCACCUAGACUGAUCUGGAUCAGCUGCAGCCCCUCCUCCAAGCCCUACCCCCUUGCUGCAUAGAUCACGUCUUCAGAGCUCAGCACAGGACUGGACGGAGAGGGGGGGAGGUUUGGC
Anguilla rostrata (American eel) is the source of this 2293-nucleotide messenger RNA. It is a transcript of the gene gpc5b, whose product is annotated as glypican 5b. The record is from RefSeq and is a predicted model, not a curated record. Gene Ontology annotation, cellular component: plasma membrane; cell surface; extracellular region. NCBI's taxonomy places the organism in Eukaryota, Metazoa, Chordata, Actinopteri, Anguilliformes, Anguillidae. Gene Ontology annotation, biological process: cell migration; positive regulation of canonical Wnt signaling pathway; regulation of protein localization to membrane. The coding region runs from base 363 to 2189 and encodes 608 amino acids. The transcript is spliced from 9 exons.